Molecule: messenger RNA, 4150 nt
Organism: Salmo salar (Atlantic salmon)
Lineage: Eukaryota; Metazoa; Chordata; Actinopteri; Salmoniformes; Salmonidae
Gene: insyn2b
Product: inhibitory synaptic factor family member 2B
Source: RefSeq, a predicted model, not a curated record
GAGGGGGGAGGAGAGAGAGGGGGGAGAGGGGGAGGAGAGAGAGAGAGAAGCAGAGGAUCAGUUAGUGCCGUGGAGCACGGGAGUCAGCAACACAGACAGAGAGAGAGAAAGAGAGUGACAGAGGGGGGGAAAAGAGCUGGACUAAGACAGACGGCUAACUGGAGGCGUGUGAGAGAGAAAGGAGGAGAGAAAAUAGGUGUGUGGACGGGAGCAGAGGAAGAGCGUAGAAAGGAGUGGAGAGUGAAAAAGAGAUGGAUGGAAGAACUGCUACACCUUUCUUCUCUCAUCCAAUAAAGAACUGAAUCACAUGUUCAUUAAUGACCCAGAGGUAUGAGGACCAAUCGUCAGACUGAGUGGUGACGUCAUACCAGUGACAGAGGCAGAAUUGGGACCACCAUGGAUUCUAUGGCAAAUGAGCAACAGUACUCUCACACACUGUAACUCAUAUUUCUCUCUCUCUCUCUCUCUCUCUCUCUCUCUCUCUCUCUCUCUUUCAAAAACACUCUUCACACUUGGAUAAAACAGAGACCAGUAACUCAUCUCUCCACUCAGAUAUAAGACUGCCUCCCACAACUGUGAUGUCACAGAGUGGCUCCUCCUCUUCCUGCUCCUCUGGGGGCUGAGCAAAUUGGCUGGGGCUAUGGGUAGAAGGGUGGCUGAUCCGACCAAUCCAGUGCCUGCGCUGGGGGUGCCCUUGGCAGGGGGGCGAUGGGGUCCGCUGUGCAGCGUGGGGGUGCAGACCUCCCCUGGCCUUAGGACGCUCCCGUCAAUCAAACUCAACCAACCAACCAGCAUGCAGCACCCAGAGACAAGGCAGAGUAACAACCAUGUCACCACGGUAAUGACCAUGCCCUCGGAAACUGUUUUUUCUUGUAACUCGUGCAGCAGUGGCGGCAGCAGUGGAUUUGCCGUUUCCAAGGAGACGAGUCAGAAUGCGAUCAACAGUCUGACACAGGACGACAUGGGGUCACAGGGUUCAGGGGGCGGGGUCUACUGUCAGAUCAAAACCAUAAGGACCAAUCCCAGGGAGUCUGGUCACAGGUCCAGCGGGAAACAGACGUCUCGAUACACCAAUGGGAGUGUGGUUGCCCCUGAGGUGGUGGGUGGGGUAUGUACUGAGGGUGCCGAGGGGAACGAGCCAAUCAGAGAGAGGAGGAGGGUCCAGUCUCUGAGAGGGGAGGAGUCUCGCCCUGUGCUGAGGUCAGGGAGUGUGUCUCAGUCUGUGAGCUCUCACGCCACGCCUCCAAGGCCCUGUAGAAUGAUGACAUCAUCAUCGCCCCGUCUCUGUGGAACCUGCGGGCGUAGACAGUCCCAGGCCCCACCCACUUGCAUGGCAACUGCAUGCCGCAGGCGAGCAGCCAAUAAGACCACAGAGAGCCAGACCCUCCCGAAUCCUCCCAGGAAACAGUCCGUACUCCUCAACCAGAACCGGAAAGACUCCCCUGUACUGAACACACACACACACACACCACCAACCCCGCACAAAGCUGUGAAGAACACUCAAACACAAACUCAGACAUUGCCCUCUCCACACACAACCCAAAAGACACACACGCUCACAAAAGAUUCACCUGUGCCGACAUGCUCCAACACUAAGGAUACACAACACACACAUACAGACCCAAAACCCAGUUUACCCAGGUUACAUCAGAAAGAAACACACACACAGACUGCGGACACACACUCACACGCCACAGAGAAACACACAUCCAGGCCAAAUAAAUCCACAGAUAAUACUCCAGCUACACAGCCUUUUCCAGACAAAAACGCAGAGACGUCAUCUGACAACCAACACACACCACCAAACUCAUCUACACAAGUCACCCCCAAGCCACCACCCCCAGUCCUCCUCAUAGGCAAAAAAUCCUCGGCCUCUACCCCUCUCCCACCUAAAGCCUCCCCCAACCCCUACCACACUGUCCAGGUGAACCCAAAACCAGCACCCCCAGUCCUUCAGACCCAACCCAAACAUCCACCCCUCACCCCCUCCCUGCUCUCCAAAAUACCACCAGCACAACCAAUCAAAAUAGAAGACUCCAAAACCCCUGGCCAGUCAAAAGAUGCAAAUGCUCUGCAUGCUGCCCAUGUGGCCUCACAAUGCAAUGGGGCACCAGGAGGUCUGGCGGGGUUACCAGGUGGGGUACAGGGGUGUGUGUCGGGGGGCCUCCACGGGCAUCUUCACAGCGUGGAAGAGAGUCUGCUCUCCAACCAGGAGAAGAUCAAAGUCCUCCUCAACGUUAUCCAAGACCUGGAGAAAAGCAAGGCCCUCAGCGAAGGGCGCUGCUCUUACAGAACUGGACAGGAUAUCAACAACUGCCCCACCUGUCAGAAGACUGCCUGUAUCAUAUACAGUGUGGAGCAUGACUUCAGACAGCAAGAGGGGAGGUUCCAGCCAGUGAUGGAAACUCUAGAUGGGGUUUACGAUGUCCCCCUCCCUGUCCCCAAACCGCCCCUCUCCCGCCCCCCGCCCCAGCGCCAAGGCCCGCGUCAAGAAGCUACGCAAAAAGUGUUUCUGGUGGCUAUAGAUACACACCCGUCGCCGGGGGGUACAGUCGCCAUGGAGAAGUUGCGGGCUGCUGUUACUAAGGGGACUGGACAGGUGUGUGUCGAUGGACCAUGGCGACUGUUCCUGUGUCUUUGAUGUUGCUAUAGGAACUGUACACCUAUUAUGGUAUUUGAGCUGCAGAGAUGCUACACCUUAGAGCCUGUUGGAGUGUAGAUAACAUGGAGAGCAAUAAGUUACCAUGGACAACUCUAUGAGGUGUGGACCAACUGAUAGAGGUCAAGUCUUGGGAUCACUGGUUACUGGAUUUUGAAGAGACACUAAUCUGAAUGACUUUGUCCCUGACCAACAGAGUUUACUGUGCUACUGUGCUAGGUUGGACACAUCUGGGACACGGUUUAAUAAGAGUGUCCAGUGGUGACUCUGUUAGGUCAAAGGCCCCAGUGCUUGAACAUAGAUGAGCACUUAUUCACAUUCCACAACCUACAGAGUGACCAGCCAAUCUACAAUCCCUUCAGAGAGUGACAGGCCACGUAACCAAUCAACACACGCUUCCACCAGGAUUCUCCCGCAAUACGCAAAACAAAAAAGUUACUGAGUCAUACUUAGCACAAACAAUAUACACACACAGUAUAGCACUAAACACAUCACUUACACACACAGACAGGCGCGUGCGCGCGCACACACACACACACACACACACACACACACACACACACACACACACACACACACACACACACACACACACACACACACACACACACACACACACACACACACACACACACACAAUACAAUUAUAUCCACUCUACACUAUGAGCUUUCAUUAUACCACAGCGCUAUUGGCUAAAACACAAGCUCAACCAAUAAUAAUCUCAACCUUUCCUUCCAAGACCACACCCUAUUUACUGUUUAACCAAUAAUCAGCCCCGGACCCUAACCUGCCACAUCAGUGCUUUUUAAUAGAUCGCUCUUCCCAUUCCCAUGUGUGAUCUCCAACAAUGCUUUUCUCUUCCUUUUCCUCUCGCUGUGUUGUUUGUAAUAGUUAUAUUGGGAUCCAAUAAAAGUGUGUAUUUUAAACAGAACAUCAUUUCCUGCUUGAACAGUGAUUCCCAAUUCCCAUGACGACACACUUAAAGCACUACUGACUAGCACCAUUUAGGAUGAAGCUGUGGUACUAUGGAGGAAUGGUAAAAGCAGAUGGGUGAGUCCACGGAGGGCUAUAAUGUGAUAUUUCAAAGGGUAUCAUAAAGGUCACUAAACUGAAAGUCUUUCAGACUGAAACAAUCAGUAGUUUCCCAAAUACUUUCUGUGUUUAGACCCACCUUGGGGAAAUUUCUUGUCUCUCUUCAAGUAAACACUAAGUAAACAACUCCAUUGUUUUUAGCCAGAACCCAAUUUUAAGCUGUGGCCCAAACUGAAUUGGCCACAACCCACCAGCAGGACACAAACAACAAUUUGGGAAACACUGAAAGGACUGAAGAGAAUGAUUUAGAAAGCAGCCAGUGUAAGGCAGUACUCUACGAUCGAAAGCUCUAUCGAAAAACUUCUACAUCAGGCCUGGGCAAUUAUUUUCCAUGGAGGGGCCACAUUAGAAUAUAUUAUUGCCAUUGCAGGCCAGAAUCAUAUUUCAGGAUUAUACAU